Molecule: messenger RNA, 1200 nt
Organism: Maudiozyma saulgeensis
Lineage: Eukaryota; Fungi; Ascomycota; Saccharomycetes; Saccharomycetales; Saccharomycetaceae
Source: the annotation of a GenBank genome assembly
AUGACUACAGAUAAUGUAACUGAACUGUCUCCUUCAGAGGAACAAGCUUACAUACGGAGGUUUGCACAACGAAUCAUCAAAGAGCGUAGUGGUAACUAUAGACCGUUGAAACGAUCCAGAGAUGGUAGACUGGUAUAUCCGGAUGCAUCUGGAGUUGUUUCUAAUAGAGGUAACAAAUUAUUACAAGGCAGUGAAGUGGUCACUAGAGGUAAUUUGAAUCCACAUUCUGUUGAAGAAGAUGUUGUAUAUUAUAAUGGAUCUGAACAUAAAUUACUGCAACGAAUGCAUAAACGAAUGAAAUUUUUCCCUGAAGAAAAAUCAAAAAAGAAAGGUUUAGCUGGUGAAGAUGAGGACGAAAUUGAAGAAAUUGAUUUGAAUGAUUUAGUUAACGUGAGAGAAAUUCUGACUCCAAUUGCAUCAUUGAGUGAUAUUUCUAAUAGACCUACUGUAGCGAGAACUUUUAAUAAUUCUAUAUUACAAAAUUUAUCUCAACAAACUGUUCUUAUGAUUGAGAAAGAACAAAAUUCUAUAAUAAGAUAUAAUAGAAUAUUAGAAGUAUUUCUUGGUGAUUAUUCUGAACCAUUAUAUGAAAAGAAUUUGAAAUUGAAAAAAUAUAAUCAUAAUUUGACAUUGCCAGAUGAAGAAGAGGAUAGUGAUAAUAAUCAGGGAUCGAGAAGUACCACUCCACCAAUUACUUCAGGAGCAAUUCCAGAUGCGGAUACUACCGAUAAUACCAUAGAUAAUGAACAAAAUGAUAAGACAGCGGAAGAUAUUGAUAAUCAUGAUGAACAAGAUGGUGAUAAUGGUAAUGGAGAAAUCGAUACUGAUAAUGACCCAUUUUUUGCAUUACCUGGAGUUAAAGAUAUUGAUGGUCUUGAUAUACUUUUAAAGGAUCUUGAAUCAUCUGAAGUCAUUGAACAAAUGGAAACGACAAGACAAAUGGCACAGAUAGCUUUACAGAGAAAUCAAGAAUUUAUAAGGAAUUUAAAGACAAUAAGAAACUAUAUGGAUAAUGCUAGUAGGAUACGAGGAAGGAUUAUGGCCUGGAGCAAAGAAUAUUCAGGAGUUCAGGAAGAUGGUGUAACUGUUCCAAACGCUCUUCGUGUCGUGAAAAGAGGACUUAUCAGUGCGACAACUAAUAGAUCCGUAGGUAAAAAUGAAGAAGAGGAAGGAGAUGAGACUGCUGGGGAUCAUGAGUAA